AUGUACGGUAAAGUAGCGAGCAACAUAAGCGACCUCACUCGCCUAUCCCGUUACAAGCUCCCACAGAACAACGGCAGAUUCACCACCGAAGACGCCCGAGCAUCUCCCGACGCGAAGAACUACAACAACGACGACAAUGAUCCCGCCAAGACAUUCGAUGAGAAAUUUCGAGAAUUGGUUCUCGCCGCUUUGGGAACCCCACAGGAUACACAAGAUCAAGCGGACAUUGUGAGAAAUUUAGAGAAGACGAGUACCAAGGCUCUUUUUGAUCCGGUUAUUGAAGCCUAUAAGAUUAUGCAGCCGGAGUUUUCGAAGAAGAAGUGGAAGCAGACGAUUGCUAAUGAGGUCGAGGCUCGAAAGGGGCAGAGACGUCAGAUUCAAGCUGUGGAGGCGAUUGAGAGGAUUUUGAAGGAUAGUAUGGAGGGGGCCACUAAGAUGAUGGAGGGAGAUGGCAAGAAGAAAGGGGUCGAUUCGAAGCAGACGGAGAUGGAAUCAGCGUCGUGA
This is a messenger RNA of Ramularia collo-cygni, 504 nucleotides long. RefSeq lists its product as uncharacterized. The transcript is spliced from 2 exons. The record is from RefSeq and is a predicted model, not a curated record. NCBI's taxonomy places the organism in Eukaryota, Fungi, Ascomycota, Dothideomycetes, Mycosphaerellales, Mycosphaerellaceae. The coding region runs from base 1 to 504 and encodes 167 amino acids.